Molecule: messenger RNA, 2245 nt
Organism: Theobroma umbraticum
Lineage: Eukaryota; Viridiplantae; Streptophyta; Magnoliopsida; Malvales; Malvaceae
Source: RefSeq, a predicted model, not a curated record
AAAAUAAGAGAAUCCCUUACCAGAAGAAUUUUAUUGCUUUAAUUUGUUAUACCCAUAAUAAUAUCUCCUAACAUCUAUGCUAAGCACAUUUUCUUUUGGACCCAACAUGUAUAAAUAUCCAGACAGCAUGAUUGAACCAUCCAUAUGGCAGUAUAAAAGCAGAGCAUUUUAUAGGGUAUUGAGCUAGGUUCAAACAACGCCUACUGAUUCCUCCUUCCAUGCAUUCUCAACCCAUCUGCUGUACUUAACACUUAGCACUUAGGAGCAGAAAGUUUCGGUCCCUCACCAUCUCACACCUCAACAAAGCUUUCACAGGAAAAGAGAAGUUAGAGAAGAAAGUAGAGUGGUGGGAUUGGAGCAUUGCAGUUACUGCAGCUGGAGUUAGAGCUCCCACUGCAAAAGCUGUUUACAGGCAGAGUGUUAUGGCCAACCAAAUGGAAAACGGAGAUAUCAUCCGGUCUCCAAGACCGCUUAGGAAGAUCGUCACGGUUGCAUCCAUCGCCGCCGGCAUCCAGUUCGGAUGGGCGCUGCAGCUCUCCCUUCUAACCCCUUACGUCCAAACCCUCGGUGUCCCUCACACCUGGGCUGCUUUCAUUUGGCUUUGUGGCCCUAUUUCUGGCCUCCUCGUUCAACCCAUUGUCGGCUACAACAGUGACCGUUGCACCUCUCGCUUUGGUCGCCGCCGACCAUUUAUUGCUGCCGGAGCUUCCUUCGUCUCUAUUGCUGUAUUCCUCAUCGGUUUCGCCAAAGAUAUGGGGCACCAUGCUGGUGAUUCCUUGGAGAGUCCCACGAAACCAAGAGCGGUUGCUAUCUUUGUUGUAGGGUUUUGGAUUCUUGAUGUGGCUAACAACAUGUUACAAGGUCCAUGUCGUGCUCUUCUUGCAGACCUCUCAGCCAAUGACCAUAAAAAAAUGAGAACCGCAAAUGGGUGGUUCUCGUUUUUCAUGGCUGUUGGAAACGUCUUGGGUUAUGCUGCUGGUUCCUACUCACACCUUUACAGGAUCUUCCCCUUCACAAAAACCAAAGCCUGUGAUGUUUACUGUGCAAACCUCAAGUCUUGCUUCACUAUCGACAUUAUGAUCCUCCUGUUAGUGACUGUUACCGCGGUUACAACGGUGAAGGAGGAUCCCUUAAAACAAGUCCAAGAGGAAGAAACCAAAACACAGGCUCCUUUCGUUGGAGAGAUUGUGACAGCUUUCAAGACUUUGAAGAAGCCAAUGUGGAUCUUGCUCCUUGUUACUUGUCUCAAUUGGAUAGCCUGGUUUCCGUUCUUGUUGUUUGACACUGAUUGGAUGGGGACAGAGGUUUAUGGAGGCAAGGUCAAGGGAAAUGCGAAUCAAGUUAAGAUGUACGGUGAUGGAGUGCGAGCAGGUGCAUUGGGGUUGAUGAUCAACUCGAUCGUCUUGGGGCUAACUUCACUUGCGCUGGAGCCUGUGGGCCGCUUGAUUGGUGGUGUUAAAAACUUGUGGGGCAUAGUGAACUUCAUUUUGUGCGCUUCCUUGGCGUCGACGGUGUUGAUUACCAAGAUAGCUGAGGCCUGGAGGAAACACAAUGGGCCCGAUCUCGUGCCUCCACUCAAUAUCAAAGGCUCGGCCUUGGCCGUGUUUGGACUUUUGGGAAUUCCACUUGCGGUAACAUUCAGCAUUCCAUUCGCUUUGGCGUCCAUUUAUUGUUCUAACGCUGGUGGUGGUCAAGGUCUCUCCCUAGGAGUGCUAAACAUGUCUAUAGUUAUCCCACAGAUGUUCAUAUCAGUAGUCAGCGGACCACUUGAUGAAGCAUUUGGGGGCGGUAACUUACCAGCUUUUGUAUUGGGCUCCAUCGUGGCUGCCAUUAGCGCUGUAUUGGCAAUUGUUGCCCUUCCGAAUCCACCAAAACAAGUAUCUCUCAAUCCUGCAAUGGCUGGAGGACACUGAGCAAGUGAGCCGGGGUCAUGAAUAAAUCAGGAAAGUGGAUUUAAAUCUUUGCAAUAAUAAAUCCAUCCAAGACAAAUUUCAUUAUGAGUUUAUCAUAAUUUAAAUCUAUCCUCAUUUUGGACAACUUUUUUUAAGUAAUAUCUUUCGUUUGAAAUAGAGGGUAGUUCAAUCUUUUUUCUGUGUACUUUUUCUUCAUUUAAAAUUAAUAGAUUUUUGAACAUUUGGCUCAAUGCUUAGUCAUUAGUGCGUGUAUCCUCACUCAAAGAGUUAGAUUUGAGUUCCCUAUUCUCUCAAAUCUAAAUAAAUAAAUUAAAUUAAAUUCUCUUGUAAAA